AGAUAGUGCACAAAACCGUUGAUAUAGUAAAUAAAGUACUCUGUAUAUUUUAUGAAUCCACAAAAUUAUGAGUUAGUGGCAGUCCACCACGUAAUAUGUUUUUAUAUAUAUACAAUAUCAAUGUUGAGAUUGUUAACCAAUUGUUCCAUUAAAUAUUAUUUUUAUUUUUUUGAAAAAAAAAAACACCAUUACAACAACCAAACACUACUACCAUAAUAUAAAAUUAUCAUCUUAAACCAUUGACUUUAUUUUUUAUUUUCUUUUAUUUCAUUAAAUCUUCUUCAAUUCGAUCAUCAUCUUAUUCUUUCUCUCUCAUAAAGCUAAUUAAGUUUACUGGUUAUGAACAUUUAAGCUUGUUUCUCUCUCUAAAAUCUUAGUGACCUGUUUGAUUGCUGAUUAAAUAGAAGAAGAAGAAAAAGGAAAAGGAGGUUAGUUUGGUAAUUUUACAUGGAUCAAAAGCUAGUUCCACAGUUGCAUAAAGCUGAGUCAAGUAGCAGACAUGGAAGGCUUGAGAGAUUCUCCCAUUAUGUUGCAAGACAAAUUGGGUUUGAUGAUCCAAACGAGUGCCCUCAGUUGUGCAAGUUGGCAAACGACUAUUUGAAGAAAACAGAAGGAAGUGAAAGUUUUAUCUAUGAAUUUUUCUCCAAUGAACCAGAUGCCGAAUCUCUUUAUGUCAAAUUAAUUGAAGAAUUUGAUAAAUGCAUUCUUAGUUAUUUUUCUUUUCAUUGGAGCCGAACACCUUCCAUGAUCAGUCAGGUCUUGGGAAAUAAUGAUCAUGAGAAGAAAAGGUUCAAAGACCUUGUGAUGGCAGCUACAAGAAAACAAAGAUUCGAUAGGGUGAUACAUAGUUUGAAGGUGACACGAGUGUUCGCAACGUUAGUUGAGGAGAUGAAGGCGAUAGGUGGGAUAUCUAACGGCAGCAAUGGAGAAUCGUGCACGGAGGUGAUGGUGCCGGUGGCUCACAACAAGAGAAGUCCGGUACUCCUACUCAUGGGUGGUGGAAUGGGUGCCGGCAAGAGCACUGUCCUCAAAGACAUCCUUAAAGACAGGCCGUUUUGGUCAGGAGUUGGGUCAAAUGCGGUAGUAGUGGAAGCAGAUGCUUUCAAAGAGACGGAUGUCAUUUAUAGAGCACUAAGUUCUAGUGGUCAUCAUGGUGAUAUGCUUCAAACUGCUGAAUUGGUACAUCAAUCAUCAACAGAUGCAGCACAAUCGUUGCUAGUAACAGCCUUAAAUGAAGGGAGGGAUGUCAUAAUGGACGGGACAUUAGCAUGGAUGCCCUUUGUGGAGCAAACAAUAGAAAUGGCUCGCAACGUACACAAGUGUAGGUAUCGAAUGGGACUUGGUUACAAGGAAGCAGAAGAUGGCACGACUAUAGAGAAUUAUUGGGAGCAAGUGGAAGACGAUGAUGCACAUUCAAAACAAGUAAAGGGCCGGAAGCCCUAUAGAAUUGAGCUUGUUGGUGUUGUUUGUGAUGCUUAUCUUGCGGUUGUAAGAGGCAUCAGGAGAGCAAUAAUGGUUGGAAGGGCAGUGAGGGUACAAUCACAGCUAAAGUCUCACAAGAGAUUUGCAAGUGCUUUUCCAAAAUAUUGUGAGCUUGUUGACAAUGCUAGGCUUUAUUGUACCAACGCCGUAUGUGGUCCACCCAGGUUGAUAGGGUGGAAGGAUGGACACAGCAGACUAUUAGUAGAUGUGGAAGAAAUUAAUUGUCUAAACAUAUUGGGUAGCCUCAAUGACGAAGCUGAGUCCAUUUAUGAACUUCACACGGAUAAAAGCCCACUUUCUCAUCAGGGCUCAGCCUGGAAAGAAAUGAUCUUAUCACCUUUGAGGCCCAAUAUUCAGAAGGAUCUCAAGACUGCCAUUCUUAACUGUGAACUUGCUGUAUCCUAAAUUGCAUUGGCCCACCUAAUUUUUUCUGGAUUCUACUUUUGUUAUCCUUCCCCCAUUUCAAACUUUAUUGGGUAACCUGGAUUACAAAAUUUGAAAUUAUGAUCAACCAAGGAUUAUUGAUAUUUGACGCAAAUUCAAAUUGAAUCUGCGUUUUUAGCCAGAGUUUUGCCCUUGAAAUUUAAAUUAAGAAUUUUGGAAAUGGAGUAUCAUUAAUUUUAACAGAAAUUU
Molecule: messenger RNA, 2115 nt
Organism: Chenopodium quinoa (quinoa)
Lineage: Eukaryota; Viridiplantae; Streptophyta; Magnoliopsida; Caryophyllales; Amaranthaceae
Exons: 8
Coding region: 448-1887 (479 amino acids)
Molecular function (GO): ATP binding; kinase activity
Source: RefSeq, a predicted model, not a curated record